Messenger RNA from Xenopus laevis (African clawed frog), 1459 nucleotides. Its product is annotated as hepatic lectin. The transcript has 11 exons. Lineage: Eukaryota; Metazoa; Chordata; Amphibia; Anura; Pipidae. Bases 15 to 1034 code for a protein of 339 amino acids. The record is from RefSeq and is a predicted model, not a curated record.
GUUUAGAGGAAGUGAUGAACAAAGAAAGCAGAAGUGGAGACCCAGGGAGCAGUUGUAUGUGGCACGGAGGAGGCAGAACAACACUGAGAAGGAACCUGUCAACUGGGCAGAAAGACAUUCCAAUCCAUUGGCACAAGAUGGACAGAGGAAAAUGGCAAAGUGAUUCUGAUAUAUAUGAAAAUAUCACUUGCACUGAGGAACCCACUGGAACUGCAUUGAAGAUGAGGAAGAUUCAACAGGAACCUAAAGAAGAAAACCUCUCACCAAAAUUUCUGAAGGCAACUGAAACGUUAAGAACACAGAGGAGACUCCUGAUGAUUCUGGCGACCCUGCUGGUUCUUGUCUUCAUUUUCCUGAUAAUCCUGACCAGCCUCAUGUUUAUCUACUAUUCUAUGGUGAGCAGUCAGCUAAAGCAGCAAGAUGAGGAAAAGGACAACCUUCAAACACAAAUCACAACCAUAAACCAAACAAUCGAUGAACAGAAAGCCAACCUUCUUACACAAAUUUCAACCACAAAGGAGACACUUGAUAAGCAGAAAACCAACAUUCUAACACAAAUCACAGCCAUGCAACAGACAUUGGAUUCCCGUAUAUCAGAGUCAAUGCGCAGUACUAAACAGGACAUCUUACAGACAAUACAAAAUGAGAAACCCAAAUGUGAUUCUAACUGGAAAGCAUUUGAUGGAAGCUGUUAUUAUAUUGUUACAACUAAGAAAAACCGGGACGAUGCCCAGGCCACUUGUAAAUCAAUGAACAGUGAUCUGGUUAUUAUCAACAGUGACAGGAAAAAGAACUUUAUUGAAAGUAUUACUGACAGCUCAUAUUUUUGGAUUGGCCUCAAAAGGGAUAAGAAUAACAAGGAUGAGUGGAGAUGGGUGGAUGGGACAUACUAUUAUCCACCACAGCGAUUUUGGAUGGAGGGGGAGCCAAAUAACGGAAGUGGAAGUGAAGAUUGUGUUCACAUUUGGAAACAGAAAAAAUGGAAUGAUGUUUUUUGCUCCGAUGAGUAUAAGGCAAUCUGCGAGAAAAAAUAAUAUGUUGUGUAAAGGAGGAGUGGAUUUCAGUUGUUGAGCACUCUAUUAGAAUGCCAAUCUCUAUAAAAAUUCUCCUAAAAACAAGAAAGGAGUAUGUAUAUUUAGUGUUACAUGGGUAAUGUCUAAUAAUGACUGGGGAGGGCUGAAGAGAUAAUUAAAGAUAAUUGCUGAAGGAGUUUCAAUUAAAAGGCAUAACAUGAACUAAAAGGAUACUCUUUAGCAGCAGGUCCCUGCAUCUCAGAGUUUUCAAAACUAAGCAGCAUGAACAUUGAAACAUACCCUUAAUAUUCCAAUUAAUUGGUCUUGUAUCUAGACAACUAUCCCCUCAGUCAACUGAUGUCUGAACACAGCCUCUGUGUCUUCCUCAAAGUAUUACUUGCCUGCAGCAUCGACUUCUUUGUUUUUCAAUAAAUUGUUGUCUCUGA